CAUCAAGUUGAGCGGAUCGAACAAAAGGCAUCAUCCCGACCACAAGAAAGAAGGAAACAUGACUAUCGCUUACGUUACGACUGGUCCGGAUCCUUCUUCCACCAAGGACUACGCAGAAGGAUACAAACCAAAUACAGCUUCUCCGGAACCUCCGAUCCAAUUGAUUUCACCCACCAGCAAUCCACGAUCCGUACGGCAAGUCAACAAGCAACUUAACGUGGCCUAUGCAGUGUUUUUUCUUUAUGUUUACGGCGGCAUGGACCUUGCCCAUAGUUCGGGUUGGAAUCAGACCCUAAACACGACGGCCACGCAAGUGUUUAAAUGCAGUUGGUUCAUCGGAGUUCUGGCUGGAGCAGCCUUGGCCUCCUUGACCAUGACCUUCCUGCCAAAGUUGCCUUUCUAUGUUCUUGGAGGUCUAAUGCAAUUGACUGGAUCUAUUAUAUUCACGUGUACUCCCUUUGAUUACGGAUGUCUUCUGGCCGCUCGUUACGUGGCUGGAUUAGGAAUCGGAUUAAUCACCGUUCCGUUUCUCAUCCAUAGUGCAGAAGUGGCGACGGACAACCAUCGCGGGGUUAGCGGAUCAAUGGAGCAGUUUGGUCUGGCCUUGGGCAUUGCCAUCCAGGUUAUCUAUGACACUCAAUGGGUUGAUGACAAGGAAGCAUCCGUUAACGAGGUUCAUGGCAUAAUAGGAAUUGUGUUCUCUAUUAUUGGUCUUGGAAUGACAGCCCUCUCGAUCGAGUCGCCCAUCUUCUAUUUGCGUCUCAAACAGAAGGAGAGGGCUCGCAAAUGCCACCAGAAACUAUUGGGAAGCUUCCACCACUCAGUGGAUCAGGAAUUCGAGGAAGCUCAGCUAUACGUAGCGGAGAGCCAGAAGAGGACGUUCUGGCAGGAGCUACGGAGCUCGGUGGUGCCCUUUAUAAAACUGCUGCUUUACCGCGGAUUCGUCGCCUUCUCGUUUUCUCUGGCCCUCUCCGAGUCUCUAAUCAAGAGUGCUGUCCUGACCGAAGGAUCUAUUUCCUGUUGGCCCGUAACUGUUUGGGGACUGGUGCGCUUGCUAGGCGUCCUAGUGGCCACGGCAUCCUUGGACAAGUUGGGACGCAAGCUCAUCUCACUCGUGGGUCUUCUCUGCAUGGCUAUCCUGAUGCUCUGCAUGGCUGUCUCCUAUGCAAAUCCGGCAAAUGUGCUCCACACCUACUACAUGUACCAGGUUUGGAGACUGGGAGUCGCUUUUCAGGCAUUCGCAGGACUCUUCGUGUGCAGCUCAUCCGUCUAUCUGGGCGAGGCCUUUCCCAUAAGAGUGAAGCCCUUUUUUGUGGGAUACAUCAUAGGCUUCGAGCAAACGAUCCACAUCAUUAAUAUUGUCGGAUACAACAAGGGUUUGGAGAAUUUCUUCUACCAUUACUAUUUGUCUGUGGGUAUCAUUCUCCUAGUUGGUGUGAUUUUCUUUGGGAUGGUCAUCCCAGAAACAAGGAAAACAACACUACGGGAGGCUACCCAGCGAUUCCAGCGAUUGAUGAACAUACGAUUGUUCUAGUAAAAAGACAUUAACCUUAAUUGCCUUUAUAAAUGUAAAAAAAGUCCUCUAUUAAA
Molecule: messenger RNA, 1590 nt
Organism: Drosophila teissieri
Lineage: Eukaryota; Metazoa; Arthropoda; Insecta; Diptera; Drosophilidae
Product: probable polyol transporter 6
Exons: 4
Coding region: 59-1534 (491 amino acids)
Biological process (GO): transmembrane transport
Cellular component (GO): membrane
Molecular function (GO): transmembrane transporter activity
Source: RefSeq, a predicted model, not a curated record